CUCUACCCCAUAGGAAUAGAGAGGCUGCUUCCAAUGAGACCCUUGGCUCGAUAGUAGUUUUGCAUCAAGCCUUGGACAUAAGGCACAUAACACUUGGCGAAUUAGUGCAUGUAACCCCUUGUCUUUUGGCUAUCAACGCCACCACAUGAUGCAUGAUUAACCGUCCACCGCUUUUAACAUUAUUUUCACGAAAUUAGUAAAAAUAACUUUAAUAUUAGUGCAAUUUCACUUUUGCCCCCUGAGAACCCACACAUAUAUACAUUAUAUGCGCACACCUCAACCGGGGCGUAUAUAUGUAGAUGAUAACUCAAAUGAUAUAGUUGUUAGAUAAUGUUGUCCGACAUGAUUUUAGAGGUAUAUGUUAUGCUUCUUGUUUUCAUAGGAUAUAGAUUAACAAUAAGAUAUGGAAUCAAAGACGCAGAACCAUGCCGGACAACUUGAUCUAGCAACUAUAUCAACCGUAUUAUCAUCUACAUAAAUACGAACUUAUUUUGUAGUGUACAUGAAGAAAUAUAUUUGUUUUUUUUUUUUUUUAUCUUAAUAGGAGUCCUAAGAUCAAUAAGGUACAACUUGAAAUGAAGGUCAUCAAACACAGAUAAAUAUGUCAAAUCAGAUCAUAUGAAACCGAAAACAGUAGGCUGGUUUGCGAUUUGUAUGAUUCGGUUUAAAGGUCCUGCAACUGUUUGGAACUGGAACCGGCCAUGUAAACCAUUCAGUCGUUAUAUAUAUUUAUUUUUCAUUUUUGGAAUGUGCAGUUAGUUUUUUUAAUCAAUUUUAGUCUCGUGAGAAUUUUCUUUUGCAGGACCUAAUUUUUGUGUUCAUUGCUUGAAUCAAAUGGGUUAUAUAGUUUAUUUGAUUACAAGUGACCGUUUGUUAUCUCUAGAACCCUUAGGUUGUGAGUUUAAACAUCAAUAUCUAAGUCCCCUGUUCUAUCUAAUAGUCAAACUAUAAAUCUUUAUGUGCCUGUUUCAGUUCGUGUAAAGUUCUUGUGUGAUUUUAGUUCACAUAAAGAUUAAGUUUUAUUGCUUGAAUUGGAAGGGCUUAAUGGUUUAAAUUGGUGCCUUUUUUGUUCUGUUUUUUGGAGUUCUUAGGAGUGUUUUGAUAUGAUAUGAUAUGAUUUGACGUAUUUAUCUUUGCUUGAAGGCUAGUUCGUAUAUAUGUAGAUAUGAUAAGACGGUUGAUAUAGUUGCUAGAUCAAGUUGUCUGGCAUGGUUUUAGAGGUAUAUGUUCUGCGUCUUUGAUUUCAUAUCUUCUUGUUAGCCUAUAAAAAGAAAGAGAGAGUUUCGUUUUCAUAAGAUAUAGAUUAACAAGAAGAUAUGAAAUCAAAGACGCAUAACACAUGCCUCUGAAACCAUGCCGGACAACGUGAUACGAACUCGCCUUCAAACUUAUUUUGUAGAGUACAUGUAGAAAGAUUUUUGUUUUAUUUUCUUUCUGAACAAGAGUCCUAAUCAUUAAGGUACAACUAGAAAUGUGGAUCAAGCAAAGAUAAAUAUGUCAAAUCAUAUCAUAUGAAACCGAGACAAGUAGCCUGGUUUGCGAUUUAUACGAUUCGGUUUUGACGGUUUUAAAAGGUCUGGCAACCGUUUAGAACCUGGAACCGGCCAUGUUAACGGUUCAAUAUAUAUUUUUUUAAUUUUUUAAAUAUACAGUUAUUAUUUAUAUGUAUUAUAUUCAUGAACAGUAAAAAAAUUGUGUUCUUAGCGAUUCAACCCAAAAGUUUAGCAACCGCCACCUUUAGGUCAAAGAAUAGUUGGUUGUUGGUCUUUUGUGGUAUCUUAGGGUGUAAGGGGUGCUCACCUAAGAGGUGAGUCCCCUCUCUUACGCCAAACCAAUACUCGUGUGCCAUGUCAACUCCCCUCUUAAACUCCCCUAACACCCUAAAUUGAUGGCGGCACUCCCCUUUUAGAUGACUUGGUUUUUUAUUAAAAAAAAAAAAAGCAAGAAAAUCUCUCAUUGGUCCACUCAUCCUCUCUCCUCCCUCUCUCCUCCCCCUCUCUUCGGUGAAUCCCCACCCAUUUCACUCCCCUAAACCACUCACCUAAGGGAUGGCGGCGGUGUUCCCCUUAGGUGAAUGUGGUCACCGAAUGCACUCACCGAAUACACCCCGUGCACCCUUAUAUGCCCUAAGAAGGUUCAUCCAUUGAAAACUCGUGGUUUAUUUACUAUAUUGAGAGUAGUUUGAAUUGGUUAAUAAGAACCUUAAAAGAAUUCCAUUAUUCUCUCCCUAAUUUGUAUCUACACCUCACACAUAUUUCUCCUCAUCUCACUAUACAAAAAAGUUUCAAUCAUUUUUCGUCCACAUUACAUCAUUUCAAUAAGCAUUGUUUCUCAAUGCAAUUUUCCACAAUUUAAAUAAAACUUUCUUAUUUCAAAUCAAAUAAUCCAACUUUUGUGCAUUAUGGGUCGCCAAUUGCUCAUUCUCGUUCUAGUUUCCAUUGCCGUUAUCAGUGCUGUCACGGCUUCCCUUGCACCAGCAGACUCCCCCAAAGCGUCACCACCAAAGGCUUCUGAUGAGGGCGCAACACCAUCGCCAGCCGCAGGCCCUUCAUCUGACUCCCCGUCUUCAUUAGAGGAUUCCUCACCCGCCUCUUCCCCAUCCCCAUCAUCCUCAAACGAUGACGUUUCAUCCCCUAGUCCAUCUGCUGAUGACUCAGCUGCUGCACCGAUAUCUUCUGAUGCACCAGAAUCCUCUGAUGCACCGAUAUCUUCUGAUGCACCAGAAUCCUCCGAAGCACCAGAAUCCUCUGACGCACCAGAAUCUUCUAUUGCACCGGUAUCCUCUGACGCACCAGAAUCCUCUAUUGCACCGGCAUCCUCUGACGCACCAGAAUCCUCUAUUGCACCGAUAUCUUCUGACGCACCAGAAUCCUCUAUUGCACCGGUAUCCUCUGACGCACCAGAAUCCGCUGCUAAUGCGCCUAGUUCUGAUGCUGCGCCGAGUUCUGAUGCUGAUGACGAUGAUGAUGAUGAUGAUGCACCAGCGUCUAAAAAGUCUAAAGAAUCUGAAGAAGAUGAAGUUGGAGGGUUGAAGGCUGCCGAGAUGUUGAAGGCCGCUAUCGACUCCGGUGUUGCUGCUAUUGCAGGUCGGAAGGGGUAGAAUAUUAAAGUGACUGUUUCUUCUAUCCACCCAUGCAUGAUUGACGGCCAAUAGCUAGAUCUACUUCACCACCGUUUUCUAUUUAGAGGAAAAACACAAAAUUUAGAUCGAGAAAGAUUAACUAAAACAAAUAUCCAAAAAGCAAUUUCUAAAGACUAUUUAGUAUUUAAACCGUUUACUUAUAAAUCGAUUAUAAGUAAGUAUUUUUUAUAUAAAUUUUAACAUUUGGAUCG
This is a messenger RNA of Helianthus annuus (common sunflower), 3333 nucleotides long. RefSeq names its product flocculation protein FLO11. The coding region runs from base 2402 to 3100 and encodes 232 amino acids. The record is from RefSeq and is a predicted model, not a curated record. The transcript is spliced from 2 exons. Lineage: Eukaryota; Viridiplantae; Streptophyta; Magnoliopsida; Asterales; Asteraceae.